Molecule: messenger RNA, 6770 nt
Organism: Amoebophrya sp. A120
Lineage: Eukaryota; Dinophyceae; Syndiniales; Amoebophryaceae
Source: the annotation of a GenBank genome assembly
AGGUAGUAGACGGAACUUCCUUUAAGAUCUACGAAAAAGAUUGUGUCUGCUCUUCAUGUUCGUCUUACUAUAUAGCUCCUUGCAAUGAGCGCGAGGCGCUGCUAUAUUGAGAUCCUGAAUUAUCUGCUUGUGCGUCGUUUCCCCACGACGCCAACCUGGUAGAGCCGAUCACUAGUUAUUACAUUUUUCGUUUCGUCCGCUCAUGUCCGCCGCGCGUUCGCCAAUCGUGGGACCUGCUGCAACGGGUGGAAUUGCAUCCUCCUCGAUACCAAAAAUGUUGCUACAGCAGCCAAUGAAGCAGCUCUCUUUGCAGCAUAAUCCAACGCAGUCUGGGGCAGUAGGAGGAAGUUGCUCAACUUCUGUCCGGCUAUCCGCUGUGGAAACGAUUAACCAAGUGCGAGCGAACCACUCUGCCCCUUCCAUCGGGAUCGAGGCGGCAUCGUCCGAAAGCAUGGCCCUUCACAGUUCUGCAUCCGCCAGUGCAAGAGCAGCGUUGCGUACGGUUCCAACCCCUUUGAGGUUUUUUUCAACCGCGACCGCCUCACAUCAGACAAGCGGUUGCAGUACACCGGCGGCAGCCCGAGUUGGUGUUGUUUCGCUGACCACAACUCCGGUUUCGUUUCAGGCGAGAAACAACACGCUUGCCGUAGCAGCUGCCCCCGUUGGGUCGCCGGAAGAGACGGAUAAUUUGGUGCAUUUGAGCCUUGACUGCAAGACCCCGAGUUUCAGUGGCGGCCUGCCGUCGCAGCUAUCGGACCCAUUGGUUGUUCAAGAAGAUGACAGGAAAAUGAUGGCAGCUCGUUUAGAAGAACCUAUUGGUACAACUACUGAGCCAACCGGCGCCCGACCAGCCACUCUGUUUGCGACAUCAUCAACACCGUCUUGCUCUUCGUUUAGUGGCUCACGACAUCAGUGUGCUGAAGAUGCUGGUGUUUCAGCCACGGCCGCCAGCGGACAUCAAACCAGUACGGCCGCGCCGCUCUUCUGCCCGCCCACAUUUGUGCGACGCGGAAGUCCGGUAUCCUGUGCAAAAGUAUCGUAUUCGUAGUAAUUACAGAUAUGCAUGACAAAUCCAAUUUUCUACCUGAAAUAGCAUGACAAACUGCAUUUUUGUUCUUGGGAAAAUUUGUAAUGCAAUUUAUACUAGUACGAUACUUUUGCAGUGCAUAUCCGGAGCCCAGGAAGAGCAUCGAUCCAGCACGAGGAGCCACCUUGAGGACUACAUCUUCGCAACUGCAUCCGCAGGACCAAGUUGUACGUGGGAUUGGAGAUCAUGUUGUAACUACUCCCGCAGGUGGACCUGGCCCUCCAGUUCUGCGACGGACGUUAACAUUUGACGGAGCCGGUUUUAGCCAGGAGACGAUCUCACCGCAGCCCCAUAAUGCCACAGUGGGCAAGAGCAGUUCGGCCAUUGAGCUGAAUACGCGCACGUUGAUGCCGCGGCGAAGCCCGGGCGGCACACCAACAGCGAUACUGAACCUUCGAAGGCCUGCUUCCUUCAAGAAGCCAACGACCGCGGUGGAACAGCAAGGAGCUUUUUCUGUCGGCAACGAAUUAGGGCGCCGACGCGUGGCGGAUCUACAGCACUAUCAGGACGAGGCGCAAGAGGGUGUGCUGGAUGAGGAUGUGCAACAAGGUAGCAGAGAACAUCGGCAGGAGAGUGCUGGCCAAGUAGACGAAGACAAGGACUAUCGACACCAAUUAAGGCCCCGACCGGAGGUGCUUGGAAGUUGUUUUAACUACGACGCAUCCGACCGAAUUUUUUCACCCAUGGACGUGGCUGGUGAUCUAGCAUCACCCGUGGACCACGAGCGGGUUCGGAAGAGCAAAAACCUGUGGUCGGGAGUUGCCGCACAAGGAAUAGAGCGGGCCAAAUUUCCAGAUCAUCACACACAGCAUCUUCGUUGUCCUCCGGGGCAGGCAACUAAUAGGCCUCCGCUCGGCUUGUCCCCUCCAACAAGUUCGGCGCAUCGCAACAAUUGGCACCAGCUUGCCCGCGAAAGCAAGUGGAUUCCGCCGGAGCAGGGGCGCGAGAUGGAGGCUCGCUUGAAAAUUUUGAUCGAAAAAAUAGAGCAACAACAGGAGACGACAAGGGCACUUCUGACAGAAAAGCUCUGCCGCGAAGCAGAGCUGUUGCACCUGCAACAAAGACUGCAGAGCGGAUUGCCCAGUCCAGCGGGCAACGGUGGAACAAGCACCUCUGGUACCUCAGCAGCGCCGCUCGCUCCAUUCAGCAGGCAUGCCGUCGGGGAUACCGCCACCCAGAAACGUUCCAGCACUAACUACGGGCUCGGCAUGCCGCCCACGGCACCAGGCGCAGCUGGCGGAACCAAACCGAGUCUCAGAAGUCUGACUGGAGGUUCAGGAGGCACAGCACCACAAGGUUCGUCCGCACCACCCGGAAGCUCUUCUGGCCGCAGGCGGAUCCUGAAAAAGCCCUGCAACGCCGCCAACGCGUCUACUGCUUCAUCUUCGAAGACACGACUGCUGCCUGACUGCCAGCGAAUGACGGCGACUCACGUCCAGGUACUUACGAUGGUUUUCUUCAUUUUGAUUUUUAACGCCCCGAUCAUUUGUUUUUAGUGCGUCAUUCACAUUUUGAUGGUAUCGGUAGGAUCAGGACGAGAUUGAUGUAAUGAUCAUCGUAAAUGAACAAGAACAGUAUAAUGUAUGAUUUUCGUGUACUAGUCAGUGCUUGUGUUCUGGUGCAGGAAAAUGCAUGGUCAACAUCUUCGCCCUGCCUCACCUCGCAAGCAACAUUUUUUGUUUUCACUUCCCUCCCUCUACUCCCUCAUACGGGUCACGACUCCUGCUUCUGCAUGAAAAAUGAAUACGCUUAUCAGGACCCCGAUUCUGUGAGUCCAACCACAUUUUUGGAUUGCACGAGUAAGAGCGUUGCAGACCCGGUCUCCGUCUCGGUGGCACGGUCCUCAUGGAAUCGUAAGUCAAACUCGACGACGAACACAAACCCGAGAUCGUCUUCGAGCAAGAAAACGUCAAUCUGCUCCCCCGCACCGUCCCCGGAUACCGUCUUCAGCAAGUCGUCAGGUAGUUGCAUGUCACUCUCUGUUCUGGGAUCGCCAAGCCCCGUGUGCAGCGAUGGUGCGGCAACCAGUUGCGUGGCGCCAGAGGAGCAGCCGAUUUCCACCUGGCCACUGCCGCCGGGUGGUGUCGCCAGUGGAGAUCUGGAGGAUCCGGGAAGAACUGCACCAGUUGCUGACCGUUCUUGGGCACAAUCCGAGGCUUUUAUUUCAUCCAUCUCUCCCGACCUGAUGCUAACGAACAAAAGAAACACGACCGCUGCCUCGUUCUCGCGACGGGAUAAAAUGAAUAUCAAAGGUAGAUCCGCAACGUCGACGAGCACUAGGAGAACGCAUAAGGAUAAAGAAGACCGCAGCGAGCGAACAGACGCAGACCUGCACAGACGUGUUGAUGUUGUUGAGACUUCUUCUAGACCACGAACUUCGCAGCAGCUUCCAGAGUCGAUGUCGCCUGCCGAUUUUGAUCCCUGUGGCCUCGUAGACUGGGGGACAACUCAAAACCGCUUGUCAAUAAGCAAGCCUCCUCAUUCUAUCGCAAAUGAUCAUGCGCUAGCGCGCUCGUCAGCAAGACCAUCACGGCCGAUUCCUACCCAGCACUCGUCCACAGUCGUUUUGCAACGACAGCAGAAACAGCAUGUUAACAGCGCUUGCCUAGCGAUUGAGGCUGGAGAAAAAACGUCAACUUUUAAAAGUUUCAGCCAGUCACUUUUGGAUGAGAUGGAUGACGCUGCGAUGCUUCGCGAAUCUACAGAUGAAGUAGAGCAAGCAGCACCUGGCCCUGAGUGCGAACGUUCCUCUGGAAGGAACGAAACGCAAAACCUGCAUCAAAUUCUUCCAGGUCCAGAUGUAGCAAAGUGUGCGGGGGCCGUCGACGACGAGAGACAACAAAUCAUAAAAACGACAAAGAGUACUAGGGCUUCCUCGUCAUCAAAAUUUCUCCAGCGUGAUCAUCUGCAGCCAGUCACAUGCAGCCCCUUUGCAGACGAUGCAAAUCAAGGUUCUGAAUUUGCUUCUGUGCUCGUCGCGUCGCCGAAGCUCGUGACAAGUCCGGCCCCAGCACCGCAUCAAGAACACUUGCACGACUACCGCUACAGGGGGAGUUACGACCACUCGGAGCGUGGGGGGCCUCUUUAUUUCUCCAGAAGCAGUUUGAGUAAAACAGGCACUAGCACCACUCGAGGCGUCGGGACAGGCACGCUGAGCGGCAAUUCUGCUGGAGCAAAACGAGAUUCGGGGACAGUGUUGCAGGUACAACGUAAAGCUAGCGUCUCCAGCGCUAGCAUUUGCAAAACUUAGCUACUAGUUAGAACACAUGGACAGGAUGAUGAGCUAGUCCUGUUUGUUUGAAAAUACUGCCGGUUGUGCCCCUGGUCGUGGUGCGUGUUGACACUGAUCACCUAUAGCUUCUUCUUCAUUUUGGAUAAAUUUUGAUCCAGAAGAUCGACGAUGAAGAUCUGGAUUCACCAGCUUCAGCAGAUGUUUGUUAUGCUCGAGGAUGAGUCCCUCCGUGUCCGACUGGGUUGCUGUCACAAAUGUAUGUGAAUACAUACCUGCUCCUGAGGUAAUCAUUUAUGGACUCAACAGGUCGCAGCUUCGCCUUCGAUCUUAAAGCCUCGCGUGAUGCUUCCUGUAGCCCCUGGCGGAAGUAGAGCAGCCUCCAACGCAGCUGGCAACAGCAAACGAGGCGUGAGGCGGCCCAGCACAUCCUCGGGGACUGCGAGUGCCGCCCUUCCGCGACCCUCGAUUCACCAAGCGUUGCAUCAUUUUCGCCGGACGAGUACACUGCUGUCACCUCCCUACGGGACCAGCAGUAGUGGACUGGACAACGAACCACACACAGCUCCAUCUAGGGGCGGAAUAGUUGACCGCGCCAACGCUUCAUUCUUCGAAGCGGCCCCCCAUCUCCUGGCACACCAGCAAAGGCAAAGGGCUCCGGAUCCCGUCACAAUAGUACGGCGCAGCCACGACGGCGUUCAAGUACAUACACUAAUAUCAUACUUUUACUUCAAUACUUAUGACAACUGGCACUGCUAUAGCUUUUUCCUUUUUCGUACGGGUAUGUUCUGCAACCACUACAUCAACUCUGCUUCAUUUUUUCUUUUUGUAUAAUUCGUGUUAAGAAGAAUUUCCAUUAUUUCGGUCUCGGUCUCCUGUUGAUCCUACCUGUACCUGGGGCGCGAAAAAGAAACCACUUGACGACAGCGAGGACUGACCACGUCCAGAAGCACUGCGUCGGUUUUUUUCAAUGGCCUGCACGACACCAGAAGGGAGCGACCACCCACGUCAAGUGGCGUUUCGGGGGGAGCUGCGCCUCCCGGGGAUGUCAACCGCCGCCAUGGUCCGUGGGAACCGGAACGCCGAGGACUAGAGAGUCGAUGCGUGGCUGCUUCGAGGACGAGCAGUACUGGCAGCCAAUACAACAACUCGUUCCAACCGCCCAAACGCCGGGCAAGCUCCACCCAAAAGCUGUCAGCGUCGACGUCCUGCCUCUCCCGUGAUCAUCAUGUUGCUGCACCCAGGGCGCCAGCUGUCUCGAGGCAGUCUAUGACUAUGACGCUGGCAAGAACUCGUGCCAGCAGCAGCAGUGGAAACCGGGUCGAAAAGGCACACGAAAACCGAAGUGGACCUUGUUCCUCAAUUAUGUCAGUGCUGCGCGAUGAUCUCUUGUCGCACGACGCGCAGCAGAUCCAGGAGAACGGUGAUCAGCUUGUUGCUUGCGAUCAUGCUGGUCGUGCUUUCACUAGUCUUCCAGACUGCGCUCAAUCACUUUCUCCAGAGAUAGAGAUUCCUGAAGUCUCGGCUUUUGCGACAGCAGAUGAACUUCUACAGCAAAAGGGGCAGCCGCAGCUUAUGACGUUCUCAACUGUUACAUUCUCAACUAUUACAUGGAUUUGUGAUGCAAGAAUGGCAAAAGUGAAAGGGGUCACCUUGCGCGUCUUGCAUAACAGAUCUGGCAAAGAUUCUCAGCCUGUUUGGCUCUUCGAGAAUUUGUCAUGCGAAGCAGCUUGAUCGUGUCGAUUCUGAUUGUGAUUUUGCAUUGCAAAUCAUGUAACAGUUGAGAAUGUAUUAACAUUUGAGGACGCCAUACAGCUGCGACUUGCCGGAAGGAAGGAGCGUGGCGCGAAUCCCUACCUGCUCGGGUUGAGCUUGAGUCCCUCAGGCUCGGCAGUGCAUACAGCGCGCUGGCACUGAAGAUUGUGUUAAAAGGACGGCCGCGGCACGAUUCUGAUCAUUACUCUCACUCCAUGUUAUAGUUACGCCGAGUUGGACUUCUGCGGGUUUUGUACUGUCUUCUAUGCAGCAGCGGUACUUCUAGAUUGAUGAAAAUUGUGUCUAUGGAACGUCGCAGAAGCGAUUGCGCGAUGAUUACUUAUCGAAAUCGAUAUCAAAGCAAAGGAAUACUACUGUUCAACAUUACAUGUAGUACUGCACCUGAACAAGCAGAGAGCUGCGUUUCAUGUCAUCAGCUGGGUUGUAAAUGUGUAUCUUGUAAUAUCGGACGGGGACGAACUACAGCCGAUAGCUUCAGUGUGAGCGACCCGAUCUCAUGCUCUUGCUCACCCUCAGAUGCAACAAUCGAUCUUCCCUACUUUGUUAAGACACGCGACUUUAUUAUGGGGGCGGUGUUGGUUUGUUAUUGUUUUUCUUCAGGAUAACAAGAAAGCGUGUAAAUAUCUUGAUAUACUCGAUCAGCAGUGCCACAGGCACAGGCACAAGAACAGUUCCUUG